AUCUCAGACAUGAAGACAGCCCCCGCCACAUCAAGUCCUCCCUGGACCUGAGCUAUGGGAAACACUGGGAUGAGAUAAACAACAAGCGCAAAGUUCUCCUCAGCCAGUCCUUUAAAAACCAGUCCAGGGAAAAUCACACCAGUUACACUCUGGAGUUUAAUCUCCAGGUCCCAGAGAAAAAUUUAAACUACAGAACUCAGCUUCUGCAUUCUCACGUGAUGCAGCCUGGGUCCGAGAGCAGCACUCACUUAAAAAUUAACUACAACGAUCUGAUGCCGCUGGUGGCGGGAUUACACUGGAAAAGCCCUCCCAGACACGCAAUGCCCAAAAAAUGGGAAGGCUCGUUUAACAUGGACACGCCGUGGCUGUACGUUUACGCCGCCCACAAGCUGGUCCAGCUUCAGCGCCACACGCUCCAGCUCACCUCAGAACUGACCGCCAGGAAGUGGCUGACCGUCCAAAACCUGGUGCUGGAGGGCUUCUGCAGGGACCGGGGCCGAGAGAAGGAGGCCCGCCUGGAGCUCUACUCCCCAGCCGUCACAUACCUCCAGGCAGGGGGUUGGGGUGUGGUCGGAAAGCGAAGUGUGAAAGCCUCCUGCUCCUUCAGCUCGCUGUGGACUCCCCCCCUGAGAGGAGACGUCUCUCUGGAGACCUCUAAAUUCAGCCACACCCUGCAGAUGGCCUCCACCUAUGGCCAGCACAAUGUCAGCCUCGCCGCCGCUCUGAGCGCUAUUGAUAAGAAUUUUAAGAAGAGACAAGCGGUUCUGAAGCUGAUCCUCUCAAAACCGAGGAGUGCGUCCGUUGAGGUGGAGUUUGAGGGGGUGGUGGAGGAGCUGAGGAAGGACCAGCAGAUGUAUCAGAAAAGUGCAUCGCUGCAGCUCAGACAGCCCUUCCCGAUCCUGCCUCAGACUCUCCUCCUGCGGGAGACUUUCACUGUGGACCUCCUCAAGGGCCUUUAUGUCCUGGAGUCCAAAGCUGGUUUCCAUGACAACCAAGAGGUCGUCCACACCCUGACCCUCGGUUACCGACCACCGAGUCCAUUUGUAAGUUAA
Messenger RNA from Salarias fasciatus (jewelled blenny), 1052 nucleotides. RefSeq lists its product as uncharacterized. The record is from RefSeq and is a predicted model, not a curated record. NCBI's taxonomy places the organism in Eukaryota, Metazoa, Chordata, Actinopteri, Blenniiformes, Blenniidae. The transcript is spliced from 6 exons. The coding region runs from base 219 to 1052 and encodes 277 amino acids.